AUGAAAGCUUUGGAAACGAUCACAAAACUUGUGGGAGUCGAAAAUAUUUGGCCGGUCCAACAUCAUGCUUUACCGGACUAUCACACGAAAUGGGUAGGCACCAAUCCAUCUAGCCUGCAUUCGGCUGGUUCUAGAAGGAAUAUUGUGGAAAACUAUCCACCCCACGUCAUGACACAGAUUGAUAGAUUAAAUGCCGAUGGAAUUACUGGAUCUGGUAUCAGAAUUGCUGUUAUCGACACUGGGAUUGACUAUUCUCACCCUUUACUUGGUGGCUGCUUUGGAAAAGGCAAAUGGAUUCUAACUUGUUCAGAAGGUUGUGUGGUGGGCUAUGGGUUCGAUUUUGUCGGUGACGAAUACAACGGAAAGAAUACACCAAUGCCCGAUCCAGAUCCUAUGGACUGUUCAGGACACGGAACUCAUAUUGCUGGUGUCAUCGCAGCAAAGGAAAACGAAUUCGGCUUUGUCGGAGCUGCUUCAAAUGUUACUAUCGGUGCCUAUCGUGUCUACGGGUGUACUGGUCGAGGCGUCACAACUGACGUUCUUAUCGCCGCGUUCACAAAAGCCGUCGAAGAUGGUAGUAACAUAAUUACAGCUUCUAUUGGCGAUACUGGCGGGUGGCCUUAUGACGCAUGGACUUUAGCAGUUGAGCGAAUUGUUGCUGCAGGAAUUCCCUGCAUAUUGUCUACUGGAAACAGCGGCCAGGAUGGUUUAUUCAUGCCCGGGGGCGCGGCACAUGGCAAGAACGUCGCAUCCGUGGGCUCAUACGACAACAACCAGAUUCCCACUUUUUGGUCUACGGCAAAGUAUACAAUGAACAAUUCUUCGGAAAUACCGUUCUACUGGACUGCUGGUGAUCCGGCCAGAUGGGGCAAUCUCUCGCUUCCUUUGGUGGCGUUGAGUUAUGAUUACAGCAACUCAAAUGACGCCUGUAAUAGCCUUCCGGCAAACACGACAGACCUAUCUGACUACAUCGUUCUUAUCAGGAGAGGCAAUUGUGACUUUUCUCAAAAAGCUGCAAAUGCUGUGGCGAGAGGUGCUCGAUACAUCAUCUUCUACAGUAACACUGAAAGCGUGUACUCACCUGAGAUGACUACAGACGGUCUGCUUGGAACUGGAAUGAUUUCAGCUGAUCAAGGUCGAAAUUUCAUUGAAAAUUUAAGGAACGGGUCAAAGAUCGUGAUUAAGAUUAUUGAUCCUGCUAAUGCAGCCCACCACGUAACUUUCCGGACGAAUAACUCGACUGGAGGAUACAUCAGCACGUAUACUAGCUGGGGACCAACAUUCGAGUUAGACGUCAAACCACAAUUUGGCGCACCUGGAGGUUGGAUAUUGUCCACUUACCCAAUUGCUAAGGGCGGGUUCGCAGUCCUUUCAGGAACCUCAAUGGCAUGUCCUCUUGUAGCAGCCAUCUACGCAUUGGUCGCCCAAGUAAGACAAACAUUCGACCCUACAACUCUGAGAAAUAUCCUCUCAGCAACUGCGAAACCAACCAACUUCAACAACGGUACCGCAACCUAUCCUUACUUGGCACCAGUCCCUCAGCAAGGUAGCGGAAUGCUUCAGGCGUACGAUGCCGCACACUGUGCUACCCUUUUAUCUACGUCAAGCCUGUUGCUAAAUGACACAGCCUAUUUCAACAAUGCUACAAGAUUUUUGAUCCAUAAUUCUGGACAUGUGGAUGUCUUAUACCACUUGAGCUCUAAGAACGCAGCCACAGCAUAUACCUUGCCUUCCAAUAGCAUAUAUCCUGCAAAAUUUCCCCCAGAGCUGUUGGAGGAGCAUGCCGGUGUUCAGUUUUCUGAAAACGCAAUCAUCGUGCCAGCUGGAAAGUCUCAGCUUGUCGAAGUUACCAUAAGUCCGCCACAUUUGGAUGCUACCCGCCUUGGUGUUUAUUCCGGGUUUAUCACUAUCCAUGGGACGAAUGGGGACAUUCUUUCUCUCCCAUUCAUGGGUAUAUCUGGAUCCAUGCAAGAUGCAACUGUUCUCGCCGAAGGCUUUUUAUCGGAUUCAACAGAUGCUAAGGAUACUCCAGUCUCGAACGGGACGCGCUACGAACUGAUGAAGGGUCUUUCAAGUGGGCUCAUGCGUAACAAUUCCAAUCUUAAGAUUCCGGCUGUAAGCGUUACUCUCGCGCUUGGCUCGCCCCUUCUUAGAGUCGAUGUUAUUCCUCACUCGACCUCAAAUUCAAAUACCAAGCUCAUAUUGGGUGUUGCUAGUUUAGGAAACAUUGAUGGGUUUCCUAAGAGGUAUCUAGCAAGGGGGCAAUACAGCUGGCCUUGGACGGGUCAGCUAGAUGAUGAAUCUUACGUGCCAGAGGGCCAGUAUAAGCUACUUAUUAGAGCACUUCGUAUCUUUGGGGAUCCGGACAAUAAGGAAGACUACGACGAGGUAGAGACUGUAGCAUUCAGCUUGACAUAUCAUACUUAACUAGAUAGGCUGCUGAGAUUUGUCCCCAAGGUUUUGAGAUUUGUCCCCAAGAUGAGAUUUGUCCCCAACGCUAGCUAUAUCU
This is a messenger RNA of Bipolaris maydis ATCC 48331, 2509 nucleotides long. Its product is annotated as peptidase S8/S53 domain-containing protein. NCBI's taxonomy places the organism in Eukaryota, Fungi, Ascomycota, Dothideomycetes, Pleosporales, Pleosporaceae. Gene Ontology annotation, molecular function: serine-type endopeptidase activity. Gene Ontology annotation, biological process: proteolysis. Gene Ontology annotation, cellular component: cell wall; membrane. The record is from RefSeq and is a predicted model, not a curated record.